Molecule: messenger RNA, 1376 nt
Organism: Anastrepha obliqua
Lineage: Eukaryota; Metazoa; Arthropoda; Insecta; Diptera; Tephritidae
Product: peroxisomal acyl-coenzyme A oxidase 3-like
Exons: 2
Coding region: 47-889 (280 amino acids)
Biological process (GO): fatty acid beta-oxidation using acyl-CoA oxidase; lipid homeostasis
Cellular component (GO): peroxisome
Molecular function (GO): FAD binding; pristanoyl-CoA oxidase activity; fatty acid binding
Source: RefSeq, a predicted model, not a curated record
AAUUGUUUCGGAAAUUCACGCUGUUAUUUCCUCUUCGAAACCACUGAUGACAUGGACAGCGAGAGAUGCAAUUCAGGAAGCGCGAGAAGCUUGUGGAGGUCAUGGCUAUUUGAAAGCCUCCAAGCUGGGCGAUCUGCGCAACGAUCACGAUCCGAGUGUCACCUACGAAGGCGAUAACAACGUGCUCGGCCAACAAGCUUCCAACUGGCUUCUGCGUCAAUGGAACGGCACCAUUGAAAGCCCAGUGGGCACUGCAAAUUUCUUAAAAAAUCGAGGCGACAUUCUCCAACACACCUACGAGAAUAUCUUGCGUGAAAGUCCAAUCGAAUCUAUGGAUUUUGUCCUUCAUUGCUACGAAUGGAUGCUAUGCUACCUAGUGGAUAAGACGUCAAAACGCGUGGCCCAGGAUAUAAAAGCGGGCGCACACCGCUUCGAUGCGCGCAACAAUUCGCAGGUUUAUGGUGCGCGGGACUUGUCGUUGGCCUAUGCCGAAUACUUUGCCUUGAGUCGUUUCAGGCAACGUUUUCGUCGAUUGAACGUUAACACCGAACUAUCACAGGUGCUAGAACUCCUUUUCGCUGUCUACUCCAUGUGGUGUAUUGAUCGUCACAUGACCACGUUCUACGUGGGGGGAUUUGCAAAAUCGGCAUCUUUUGCGGAAGCGGUACGUGCACGUUUGCUUUCUAAAUGUAGCGAACUCAAGGAAUCGUCAGUAUCGGUGGCGGACGCUUUGGCACCACCCGAUUUCGCAUUGAAUUCGGUCAUUGCCAAAUCCGAUGGACUUUUGUACGAGAAUCUACAAAGUGAAUUUAUGACCAAUAAGGGCGCAUUUGAGCGGCCUUCUUGGUGGAAAGAUAUUAUUAUUCCUCAAGUGAAGUCGAAGCUUUAAAAGAACUCCCGAAUGGGGAUAAGCAAAUACAUACUAAAUAUGCGAGUAUAUUGCAUUUUCCUAGUGUAGAUCCUUUUUACGAAACAAGUAACUGUACUGUAUUGCAAUGUAAUGUGUGCGUGAAUCUAGGAGGUGAUUGUGUCUGUGUAGAAACUAUUGUAAAACUGAUAAUAAUAAUUAUAGUGAUGUCUAUGAUAACGGUACGUGCUAAUAUUUUUGUGGCUUCACAUUUUUACAUAUGGAAUCGAUUUGAUAUGAGAAUUUACCAAGUAAAUAAAUAUGUAUGUCAUUCAUAGUGCAUAAACAUACAAAUAUGUACAUAUAUUUAUCUAAUUAAAUUUACAUUACCGCUGAUGUAUUUCGUAAAACAAUUUUUGUAACAUACCUGUGUUGGAAUUGUUAUUACCGUUAGUGAAUGCGGCUGAAAAAUACGUAUUCUGUAUCUGUUAAACCUUUAAAUCCAUUAAAGAUUUUAACCGAAAUGAAA